GACAUCGCGGUUUAUAUAGACGAUCUUCGGCCCCACACGCCCAGCCUCAGCACCAGUGCAUCUCCUCUCCGCGGGGUGCCUCCUCCUUCUUUCGGCACCAGCAUCACAGGAACCCUGACAGACACACAGACGGAGGGAGGGACGAGGCCUCGGUGAUCGCGCUCCCCGCUCCAGAGCUCGAUUCCUCGCGGUCCGUUAUGUCUUUGAGCCUGCUCCCCCUCUCGCCAUGCCCGCCGCUGAACGCCACCCACCGCCGCUGCUCCUCUUCUUGCCGUCGCUGCUGCUGAUCUCCUGCCUGGAUGGGGUGGCGAGGGCAGCAGCGGCACUGAAGGAGGGCGGCGGCCUCACGGCCGGGGCCGGAGACCCGUCCGGCACCUACACCGCCGCCUCGAGCCGAGCCGCCACCCUCUCGGCUCUAUCAGCAGAGCCUCAGUUUGCCCUGAAGGUCCUGGUGAGGGAUCUGGUGACCCGCCAGCCCCUGUCGGGGGCUUCGGUGGACGUCUACGUCAACCACACCUUGAGGACUUCUGCCCAGACCGGGGAGAUGGGGGAGGUUCUGCUCUGGGUGCCGUACACCCCGGGCCUCGGUCUGACCCUGCUGGGCAGCAUGGGAGGCUACGUGCCCAGCCUGCUCCCCUGGAGCACCAAUAAGAGACCAAUUUUCUCCUCUGUCACGUUGCUGCUGCUGCCUCACAGUCAGGGGAACAUCUGGCUGUAUGAAGACUCCGUGCUCAUCACCGGGAAGGUACCUGACAGCUCAUCCCAGCCGAUGGUGAAGUUCCCAAAGAACAUUCUCACGAUCCCGGAUAAGACCAACAUCUCUUCGGUGAUGGCGUUCCUGACUGUACCACAUCCCCACCUGGCGAAGGACUGCACCAACUGCACGCCGGGCUUCAUCAGCAACAAAUCACUUUUCAGAAGUAUUGAUCUGAAAGCCGUGGCAGCCAUCAGCGUCCUGCUGUACUCCGGUGGCGAGGAGAUACAGGUUCGAGGACCCAUCCAGAUCAGUCUGCCGCUGGGCCACCACACACACCUCAGGGCCUCUGAUACUGUGCCAGCCUGGGCCUUCAACCAGAAGACAGGUGGCUGGGAGAAUCAUGGUCUGGGAAUAGUUAAAACGGUUGGAAAUGAGCUGGUUUGGACCUACACCGCUUCCCAUCUGGGCUACUGGAUCGCCGCCCCUCUGCCUUCAUCAAGAGAUUAUCUGGGACAUGCAAACUCUUUGGAUUUCCUAUCUUACCAUACCUACCUGUUGGUAGGAAUACUGGGUGGAACUCUGGCCAUAGUGAUCGGAUUUCUGUCCCUGCUCUUGUGCCACUGUGGAGGUUCUUAUCGAGAGCCCAGGAGGAGGAGAGCACGUUUUUCCAAAUUGACGGUUGUAAAGAAAGACCAAACCACCUCCACCCACAUGGAAGAGGGCUUGUUGUUCCGAUCUGGCGACAACAGCCUCGCCACCUGCAGCAUCCAGUGCGAACCGUCAUCUACUCCAAGGCACAAAGCCAACUAUAACAUCUAUGUGGAGGAUCCAGGGACUCGUGCCACGGCACCGCUUUAUGAGAACAUCACUCCAGAUCGGAUGAAGGGUCCUCAGCCGCCACCUCACUACAUCAACAGUGAGGAGGUGUCUCGAUUAAGGGAGAAGUCGGAGCAGAACCGGGCCAACAUCAACUGCGACAACUUCUUUCAGGAUAAGCUGGUCCAUAUCUACAACCAGCCAGUGGCCAUUAUUCCCGCUCCCGAGCUCUUCAGUGCUCAGGAGCAGCAGCUACCAGGCUGCAAGUCCGCCACCUUCCCCCGCAACGGAAGUGAGUAUGAUGCUCACUCAGAGCCUGCAAGUAAAGACAGCUACACCCAGACACUACCCAAAGUUCCUCACCACCACUCACAAGGUGGGAGCAGCCCACAGCAGAGUAACCAAGAUGAUACCCAGCCUCUGGAGACGCCCCCUCAGGGGCAAGGCCCUAACAGUGUGUGGGGACGCUACAGUAACCUCCUUGAAUCCUCCGUCUCUGUGCCUGGGACUCUUAAUGAGGCAGCUGGCAUGGAGGGCUUCAACACCGGGCACGGCGUGCCCAGUGAGUUGCAGGGGAUUUCAGAGCGCACCUUGCUGGAGCUGACACGUGGCAAGUCCUUGUCGUCUCACCCCAGAGCCUGGUUUGUCUCCUUAGACGGGAAGCCAGCAGCGCAGGUCCGCCACUCCAUCAUUGAGCUCCAGAGCCACCACCGCCCGCCAAGCAGCAACGACACCAGCCUGGACUCAGGGGUGGACAUGAACGAGCCUCAGCAAAGCAUCCGCGAGACGGAGCGUGACCGACCUUCUAUCAGGGCUUCUUCCCUGCCGCACCACAGCCGUGGCGGGCGGUACGGCGAAGAGCAGGACCUGAGCAGCAGUGAGAGCGGCACCACUGCUACCUGCACACCAGAGGACCCGUCCCUGAGGAACAUUUUAGAUGGGAGCAGUGGGCCAUUCCGAAUAUUCCUGAAGAGCGUGAUGGGAUGGAUACAUCCAGCGCUCAGGAGGACAGUGAAUCAAGAGGUACACCACCUCCCCGGCGCCUGA
Messenger RNA from Maylandia zebra (zebra mbuna), 2560 nucleotides. RefSeq names its product family with sequence similarity 171 member B (gene fam171b). Lineage: Eukaryota; Metazoa; Chordata; Actinopteri; Cichliformes; Cichlidae. The record is from RefSeq and is a predicted model, not a curated record.